Messenger RNA from Talaromyces rugulosus, 1563 nucleotides. RefSeq lists its product as uncharacterized. The record is from RefSeq and is a predicted model, not a curated record. Lineage: Eukaryota; Fungi; Ascomycota; Eurotiomycetes; Eurotiales; Trichocomaceae. The transcript is spliced from 4 exons. Gene Ontology annotation, molecular function: anthranilate synthase activity. Bases 1 to 1563 code for a protein of 520 amino acids. Gene Ontology annotation, biological process: L-tryptophan biosynthetic process.
AUGACGGCGCCUGCAACAGUCGUGCCGUCUCUCGACGUUGCACAGGAAGUGGUCGCCAAAUCGCUGAAUUCUCAAUACCCUCCAAAUGUGCUCCCCUUGACCGCCUCGAUUCCUGCCGAUCUUCUCACGCCAACUGUUGCAUAUCUGAAGAUUGCUGCCAAAUCGAAACUGUCGUUUUUAUAUGAGAGUGCCGCGACGACCGAGACCAUAGGACGAUAUAGCUUUGUUGGCGCAGACCCUAGAAAAGUCAUCAAAACCGGCCUCGGCCACGGCCCCGAGUGCGAUCCGCUCCCGCUUCUUGAGAAAGAAUUGUCCGAGGUCCGCAGCGCGACGAUACCAGGACUGAAACUCCCUCCCCUGACCGGCGGCGCCAUUGGAUAUGUCGGGUACGACUGUGUGCGAUACUUUGAGCCCACGACGGCUCGCCCGCUCAAGGACGUGCUCGGCGUCCCCGAAUCCCUCUUUAUGCUCUUCGAUACCAUUGUUGCGUUUGAUCACUUUUUCCAGGUUGUCAAAAUCAUCACCUAUAUCCCCAUUACUGCAGGGGGUGCUCAGCUAGAGGAGGCGUAUCGAAAGGGCCAACAGGUGAUCCAAGAGAAAAUCAACAUUCUACUACAUCCAGAUAUCCCGCUUCCGCCGCAGGGCCCUAUUCUUCCGAACCAAGAGUAUAAAUCGAAUAUCGGCCAAGCAGGCUACGAAAGCCAUGUGACGAAGCUCAAGGAGCACAUCAAGGUCGGAGACAUAUUCCAAACCGUGCCGUCGCAACGACUAGCUCGUCCGACCACCCUACACCCGUUCAACCUAUUCCGACACCUUCGCUCCGUCAACCCUUCACCCUAUCUAUUCUUUAUCGACUGCGGCGACUUCCAGCUCGUGGGUGCCAGUCCAGAGCUGCUGGUCAAGGAAGAAAACGGCCGCAUCAUCACUCACCCAAUUGCCGGCACGGUCAAGCGAGGCAAGACGUCCGAGGAAGACGACGCCCUGGCCGCCGAGCUGCGAGGCAGCUUGAAAGACCGCGCCGAACACGUCAUGCUCGUGGAUCUGGCUCGAAACGACGUGAACCGAGUGUGCGAUCCCAUCACCACGCAGGUCGACAGACUGAUGGUUGUCGAACGAUUCUCUCACGUGCAACAUCUCGUUUCCCAAGUAUCAGGUGUUCUUCGUCCGGAUAAGACCCGAUUCGAUGCCUUUAGAUCCAUUUUCCCCGCCGGUACUGUGUCCGGAGCACCCAAGGUGCGCGCCAUGCAGCUAAUCGCUGAAUUGGAAGGCGAGAAACGCGGCGUCUACGCCGGCGCUGUGGGCUACUUUGGCUACGACAAGUCAAGUGCGGACGGAUCGAGCGAGAUUGCUGGUGACAUGGAUACCUGCAUUGCCCUGCGCACGAUGCUUCUCAAGGACGGCGUUGCUUACCUACAAGCUGGAGGUGGUAUCGUCUUUGACUCUGAUGAAUACGACGAGUAUGUAGAGACUUUGAACAAACUGGGUGCCAAUAUUGCGUGCAUCAAGGGCGCGGAGGAAAAGUAUUUGCAGUUGGAAAAGGAGGUUGCGGCUGCUGGGCAAUGA